Molecule: messenger RNA, 5091 nt
Organism: Thamnophis elegans (Western terrestrial garter snake)
Lineage: Eukaryota; Metazoa; Chordata; Lepidosauria; Squamata; Natricidae
Product: protein broad-minded-like
Exons: 29
Coding region: 47-3238 (1063 amino acids)
Biological process (GO): non-motile cilium assembly
Source: RefSeq, a predicted model, not a curated record
CUUCCGGGGUUUGGAAGCCACAGAAGAAGCCAUCCUCAGUCCUGGGAUGGCGGCGGCGGCCCUGCAAGGAGAGCUGUCCCAGAUGUCUCAUUUUUCUAUUGAAGAUGAAGCUCUCUUACAACCUAUGCUCAGACAGUUAUUACAAAGUGUCAAAGAAAAAAUCACAGGAGCACCAUCUGUAGAAUGUGCCGAAGAGAUUCUACUCCAUUUGGAAGAAACAGAUGAGAACUUUCAUAACUAUGAAUUUGUAAAAUAUCUUAGAGAAUAUAUAAGUAACAUCUUGGGGUCCGUAAUAGAAGAAGAAACUGAAAAAUGUACCUCAGCCCAAAAUCAGGGUGAAGGUUCGAAUUAUGACACUCUGGUACAGCAUGUUACUAAAAAGACCCGGGAAUCAAAGGAGUAUAGAGAAAUGAUGCAUUCGCUGAAGAAUGUCAUGAUGGUUGUAGUUGAAUCUCUAAUUAACAAAUUUGAAGAAGAUCAAAUGCGCUACAAAGAGAUGCAAAGAAAAGUGAAAACAGAACCAUCCAACAGUUACUAUGCAGAUAACUGUUCUGAUAGUGAUUCUUCCUUUAACCAGAGUUACACGUUUAUGAAUCAAGAACAAUUACAGCUGCUUGUAGAAAGACUUGAUCCAACACAACCUAAGGAGGUCCGCCAAGAAGCCAUUCAAACCUUGUGUUCUGCACCCCCAUCUGAUAUUUUAAAUUGUGAAAGUUGGAGUACCUUACGUAAACAUCUUUCAACAGCACUCUCGGAUCCUGAUUCCAGUUUCACUGAUAAAGUCUUGAAAUUUUAUUCCAAGACAUUUUCCUCCUCUCCAUUAAAUAUGACAAGAGAACUCUAUACAAGCUUAGCAAAGUACUUAGAGGCAUAUUUUCUUGCUGAAGAUAAUUACAUUCCUAGUGUAUCAAUGGGUAUUGACAUAAGUAACCCAGACAUAAUAUGUUUACUUAAAAAGAUGCGACUCCUGAAUGAGUACCAGAGAGAAGUCUCUUCUUUUUGGAUACGUCAUCCAGAAAAGUACAUGGAAGAGAUAAUGGAGAGUACUUUAUCUCUUCUGGCUGUAAGGCAUAAUAAUUUAAGUCAGAUGGCUUGUUCCGAAUUUUGGGAUCCAGUAUACUUUUUGGCUUUGGUUGAUCUUAAAGCUGUGUGGUUUAAAAAAUGGAUGCAUGCCUACUACAGCAGAACAGUAGUGCUAAGGCUACUUGAAAAGAAAUACAAAUCUUUGAUCAUUGCAACUGUUGAGCAGUGUACCACCUAUUUGGAAGCUUGUGAGUCAGCACUGACUGGAUCAAGAAUGCUGAAUAUAUUUUCUACGCCACAUAAUAGUAAUAAACAAAAGAAUUUCUACACAGGAAAAGAAUUGCAAUAUAUUUAUUUUGUUCAUUCCCUGAGCCUCUUAGGCAGAUUAUUAAUAUACAAACAAGGCAGAAAACUCUUUCCUAUUCAACUGAAAAACCAAAAAGAACUGAUGACACUGACAGACCUCAUCAUAAUGUUUACGCGACUUAUUUAUUGUUCCCCAAAUUGUCCCAAACCCCUUACGGUGCAUUCAGGUAAUUAUUCUCCAGCUGGCCUCAUUACUGAUAUACUCCGGGUCCUUUGUGAUGGAAAGGAAUGUGCAACUGAAUGCCUAUAUACAAAUACAGUGAUAGGAGAACUUCUUCAACCACUACAUUAUUUACUGAAAGGAACAGAGGUAAAUUUGAGUUGUCCAGAAACAACUCUAACACAUAUAGCUGAUAUUUUGGCACGAAUUGCUGCUGCAGAUGAUGGUCUUUCACUACUUCUUUAUGGAGGAGAAAAGCCGCCUGCCACAGAAAGCACAAGCCUGAAGGGCGCACAUGUUAUUGCCCAGUUUACAAAGAAGCUUCUUGAUGAAGAUAUUUCUGUUUCGUCUGCAUCUGAGAUGUUACCAGUCCUCAAAGGAGCUUAUAUCUUUGUAUGCCGCCAAAUGUAUAGUACCUGUGAAGGCUUAGAGGUGCUGCUACCUUACCAGUUACAUAAAUCUAUUGCUGAAGCUUGGAAAAAGUCUAGUUUGCUUUCAGAGAGAAUUCCAACACCUAUAGCUGGGGUGGACACUGUUUCUUCAGUAAACCAAGAAUCUCAGAGUUGUAUUGUAUUAGAAGAAACGUUGUUGGAUGACUUGCUAAAUUUUGCUACCACACCGAAAGGUCUUCUCCUUUUACAGAACACAGGAACAGUCACUGAAUGUGUCACCUUCAUGUUCAACAGGUUCAUGAAGAAUCUCCAGGUGAGUGGAUGUGAAAAGUUUGGCUAUGGAGUAAUUGUUUCACAAGUAGCUGCAACUGCCCCUGGGGCUGCAGCUCUACAAAAUUCGGGAUUUAUAAAGGCCCUUAUUACUGAGUUGUGGGGUGUUCUGGAGUGUGGAAGAGAUGAUGUCCGAAUGACUCACCCCAGAUCAACGCCAGUAGAUCCAAUUGACCGAAGCUGUCAAAAGUUUUUCCUAGCUCUGAUAAAUUUGCUGUCCUGCCCUGCUGUUUAUGAACUGAUAGGUGAUCAAGAGAUACCUAAUAAAGCAGAGUAUUCUCUUCGUGAAGUUCCUACAAAUGUUGUUGAUAUAAUUGACAGGCUUAUAGUUGUUAACACUGAAGCUAAAAUCCAUUCAUUAUUCAACUAUGAGCAGUCUCAUAUCUUUGGACUGAGGUUGUUAAAUGUGCUGUGCUGUGAUCUAAAUACACUUCUUCUUCUAGAAUCUCAAUACAAAAUAUCAGAAGUGCUUUUAGAUGCCCAGAAUGAAAAUGUCAUCAGUAUUUCUGAAACUCCUCGGCAAUUUAUAAUUGAUGGCUUAUCGGUUGAGAGAAACCAUAUUCUUGUUAGAAUAAGUCACGUUGGGGGCCCAACUGAACGGAUCUUGCCUCUGAGAGUACUGCAUAAGGGUGAUGAUCCAUAUCCUUGGCCAAUGUUUUCAUCAUAUCCCUUGCCAGCAUGCUAUCUUGCUGAAUUUCCUAGAAAAAACCAUUCAAGGAAAGAUGAUGAUGUUAGCAAACUUUUAUCUAUAUUAAAAAACCCAAAUAAACAGGCGGGCUGGCUUGAAAAUGUUCAAAGGCAGUUUUGUGAAAUCAUGCAAAAGAAACCAGAUGUCGUAAGUGGAGCCAAUCUGGCAGAAUUAAUUGAAAAAAUUGUGUUGCACCUCUUUGAAAUACCAUCAGAACAUUAUUUCAGCAGCAAAGUAUAUGAAGAUACAAGAAAUAGCAGAUACAAGAAAUCCAAAUAGAAUGACGGAACAUACUAUGUCUUACUAUUUUUUAAAGAAACCCGAUAGAUUUGAGAUUUGCAAUGUCAGCAGAUUACCUAGUACAGCCAGCAUUCAUAUCCAAGCACAUAAACACCUUGGCUAAGUAUCAGAACACAAGGAGCAUGAGAAGACUUGAGUUUAGUGUUCUGGGGAAUAGAAUCAAUCUGAUAUGUAAGUGUGUUUCCGGACAGUGCAUUGAUAUUCUAUGUUAUCAUGUUUCUGGAAAUGAGAAAUUGAUUACCUUAAAUUACAGUGGCUUUCUAAACCUUGGGUGGUUAAAAUUAAAAUAACACUGUUCAUCCAGCUGUUCUGAAAUCUCUCAGGAUUUGAAUCCAUUAAAAUGUGCAAAUCAGGAAAAAUCACAUUAAUUUUGGACGAGAGUUUCAAAAGCGAAAGAGAAUAAUAAGCUCAUAUAUUGACAUUUAUAUAACUGUAGUUUUUAAUGGUAAUAAAAAAGAGUUAACUCAGGAUUGCCUGCCAGAAUUGAUCUGGAGGAGCACUCUUCUAUCUAACUGAGUGAGAAUACAGCUUGUAAUCAUGGGAAAAUGUAUAAAUGACUUGGAUGACUUACCUUUAUAUUCUGCCCAAACAAAAUAUUGUGCUGCAUAUGACUUUGAGCAUCUCUCCUAGUUUCAAAUAAUGAAAGUCGCAUUACGUAUAUAUGGGAGGAAAUUUUGCCUUUUUAUAUUUCUAUUCGUAAGUGGCAUCCAACUGGCUUCUAGUUUAGUACAUGAGGUACUGAGGAAGUUAGUGAAGCUAUAAUAUUUAUAUCUGCCAGUUUUGAAUUAAGAUAUUGUGAAGGGAGGACAACCCAGGUGUGGACUCUGUUACUUCAAAAUGCUUAUAAGAGGUUUUACAUGUCUUUAUAGAGUGGCAAGAAGAAGUAAAUUGGAGCACACCUUCCUCAUUGGCUGAUGGAGAGAGAGAGAGAGAGAGAGAGAGAGAGAGAGAGAGAGAGAGAGAGAGAGAUGUAUGCAUACAUACAAACAUACACCAACACACCAACAUGACAUACAGAGAAAGAUUAUAUUAUUAAUAGUAUAUUAUUGAAUACAAUGAUUUUAUGUAGUAUUGACUAAAGCUCCUUGGUUAAGAACCAUUCAUUCACUGAUGGUUUUAAGUUACAAUGGUGCUGAACACUUCUGAUUGCUGGCUGUUACAGUAGCUCCACCAUCACGUGGUUGUGAUUUGAGUGGUUGUCAACUUAGAAUACUUGCAGUGUGACAUAGUCACUGGAUCACCAUUUACAACCUUCCCUGCACAGCGUCCAAAAGCAAAGUCAAUGAGGAAGCCUGCAGAGAGAGUUGCAGUUGCUCCUGUUACUUACUCGCACUGCUUCUUUUCCCGAGGAGCUUGCUAUGGAGAUUUCAGGAAUCUUGCACUCUUUAGUAUAUACCUGGUUGCAACACCUCACAUAGGCCAUUCUCAAGUAGUGCUGUAGCAUCUCAUCCUCUGCUCACUUAUACUUGUGUCAUUGCGCUCCACCUGUCCAUAUUCAUAUGAUGCUGCUGUACCCAUCUGGACUUAAUAGCAUUCAUCUGCCCACUAGUUUGCUUGCAAGCCCCCCCGGGACUUACAAUUUUUCUACCACCUUCCCCAUUGACUUUGCUUGUUGAAAGCUGCAGAAAGUUGCAAGUUCCAGUCACAGGAUGGCCUCACUUAAAAACCCUUGAUUCCAGCUUAGCACUGGUAAGUGAUUACUACUGCUAAGUGAUGCCACAUUACUCAGUGAUGGAUAUUCCAGACUCAAUUGCCAUGAUUAAGCAAGAAAUUGAAUGAAACUAGGUUGAAUUAGAUAACUUAAGCCUUUAAUAAUAAAGAAAAAAAUAAAA